Messenger RNA from Neoarthrinium moseri, 1155 nucleotides. RefSeq lists its product as uncharacterized. The record is from RefSeq and is a predicted model, not a curated record. Gene Ontology annotation, molecular function: oxidoreductase activity. Lineage: Eukaryota; Fungi; Ascomycota; Sordariomycetes; Amphisphaeriales; Apiosporaceae. Bases 1 to 1155 code for a protein of 384 amino acids. The transcript has 4 exons.
AUGCACUUCACAAGCUUGGCUGUCUUCGGCCUGUGUGCCACUUCCGCACUCGUUUCGGCUACUCCUCUACAGACGCGGGAUGUUCUAGAAGACUUGCAAAACCAGGCUCUCGCGGCUUUACGGGACGCAACAGACAAUGGCCUCGCCAAAAAGUCAUGCUCGAUCUUCAAUGCCAAGAUCCGGAAAGAUUGGGCGCUCUUGUCUGCGACUGAGAGGAAGUCGUACACGUCUGCUGUGAACUGCUUGAUGAAAAAGCCAUCCAGGUCGGACCCAGCUGUUGUUCCUGGUGCAAAAAGUCGAUAUGAUGACUUCGUCGCUCAACAUAUCAAUCAGACCCUCAGCAUCCAUGGGACAGGUUCUUUCCUUAGCUGGCAUCGAUACUUUGUGUGGUCCUACGAGACUGCGCUAAGGGAGGAAUGUGGCUAUACUGGCUAUCAACCGUACUGGAACUGGUUGUCUUAUCAAAACAACCCAACGAAGUCUCCCGUCUUUGAUGGCAGCGCUACCAGCAUGAGCGGCGACGGCUCAUUCGUCGCGCACAAUGGUAGCGUUGGCGGUGCUGGCGCCAUUUUCUUACCCUCGGGUAACGGCGGUGGUUGCAUCACCAGCGGCCCUUUCAAGGACAUGACAGUCAAUCUAGGACCCGUGUCCCCUACUAUGGCCGGCGAGACGAAGGUCAACUCAAGCUUUGCAUACAACCCACGCUGCCUUAAACGUGAUCUCAGUGCCUACACUGCCACGACUUGGUUGACUGCUACCAACCUCUUGAACUUGACAAUCGGAAACGCUGCUCAGAGCAUCGAGACAUUCCAGAACGAACUUCAGGGCAGAUUCAGUCAAGGCUUCCUAGGUAUGCACGCAGCUGGUCACUUCAUGAUCGGGGGCGACGCUGGCGAUCUGUUCUCUUCACCUGUCGAUCCCGCUUUCUGGCUUCACCACGCUAUGCUUGACCGUGUGUGGUGGCUAUGGCAGGCCCUGCACCUCAACCAGGCCGAAACCAUCGCCGGAACCGUUACUAUAUUCAACAAACCACCGAGCCGUAAUGCUACCCUAGACGACGUGAUAUACAUGGGUCAAUCCAAUGCGCCGACCCGGCCGAUCAAGGAGCUGCUGAACUCGCUAGGCGAUGAUCCGUUUUGUUACAUCUACUUGUAG